CGCGGGCAACUAGUCCUGACAUCCCGCGAACGAGCAGGAGCCUCAUUCAUUCAGAAACAGCGACGCCAGACCACAAGAACACUUUCUGUUCCCAACGUUUACAUUUAGUAACACCGUGAGGUGUAGGGAGAAAAAAAACGAAACUACUUUAAACCGCACAGUUACGUGUUUGAGAAUUAGACAACCGUAGCAGUCUUUAUUCGUGUGUGAGCCCGGCAGCGGUGGAGGUAGAGCGGGGAACAGCCUGAGUGAAUGAGCCGCGGGAGUCUGGAGAGAGGAGCAGAGGAGCGGUGCUGCCGACAACCACUCACCCCGGACACUGAAGACGUCGAGGGUACGGUGGGAUAGUCUCCUCUAAAGACGGCUUUUUCACUUAAUGCAGAUUCGGCGGGAGGUUUGUGUGUAUUUACGCGGAAUCGACGUCCGCACCUGAGAGAACUGAACUUCACGGGCGCCGUCUACAUGCUGGGGACUGUUGGGCAGAAGGAGUGAGGAGAUGCGCGGAGUAACAUGGAUCUGCGAGAAGGGAUAAACACCAGCCAACACCGCAGGCGACAAUCUCAGAUGAACGGUGAAAGUGCUGCCAAGGAAAAAGCCAGGAUUCUACACACCUGUGGUUGGAUGUGAGAUUGUAUUGACCUGAGACCAUUAAAAUGGAGUUGCUAUGGAAACUUAUUCUGCUGCUGUCAUUGGUGGAGUGUCUGACAGGAAGUGGAGUCCAGCUGAGGCCCAUGUUCACCAAACAGCCUGGCAGUGUGGUGUUUCCCUUUCAAGCUGGAGAAAAUCGCAGAGAGGUGGUGUUUAGCUGUGAGGCCGAGGGCCACCCUCUGCCCUUCUACAGGUGGAAGUUAAACGACUCUUUCAUCCUGCCCAGACCAGGGUCACGUUACUCUCUCAUGGGAGGAAACCUACACAUCAGCCGACUGAAUAAGGAGGAAGAUGUUGGCAUCUAUCAGUGCUUGGCUUCAAACUCUUUUGGAACUAUAGUCAGCAGAGAGGCCAGUCUACAUGUCGCAUACCUGGAAAACUUCAAGACGCAGAGAAGAAGUCCAGUGAGGGUUCGUGAAGGUCAAGGAGUGGUCUUACUGUGUGGUCCACCACCUUACACUGGAGAGCUUACCUUCACAUGGAUUUUCAACGAGUACCCGUCGUUUAUCGUCCAGGACACGCGGCGAUUUGUGUCCCAGAAGACUGGCAACCUCUACAUCGCCAAAGUGGAACCCUCCGAUGUGGGCAACUACACGUGUGUCGUCACCAACACAGUCACCAAAAGCAGCGUGCAGGGACCACCGACUCCUCUAGUGCUACGAGUUGAUGGUGUGAUGGGUGAAUACGAGCCAAAGAUCGAAGUUCAGUUCCCUGAAGUUGUCCCUGUUGCUAAAAGCUCAACUGUCAAACUGGAAUGUUUUGCACUUGGAAACCCAGUGCCAACCAUCAGCUGGAGAAGAGUGGAUGGAGCCUCUUUUGGCAGGAAAGUGGACAUCAAUAAAGCCAGUGGAGUUUUAGAAAUCCCUUACUUCCAGCAGGAGGAUGCAGGGUUAUAUGAAUGUGUGGCUGAAAACAGCAGAGGAAGAAACUCAGUUAAAGGAAAACUAGCUUUCUAUGCUGCGCCUCACUUUACUGACAAGCCUCAGGAUGUUCAGAAGACCAUUGAUGACACUCUGGUGUGGGAAUGCAAAGCCAGUGCCAAGCCCAAACCUUCGUACCGCUGGCUGAAGAACGGAGAGCCUCUGGACCCCAUGGAGGACAGAGUUCUGGUGAAUAAUGGAGUGCUGACAAUCAGUAGCUUGAAUCUGGCCGACAUCGGCAUGUACCAAUGUGUGGCAGAGAACAAGCACGGCCGGAUUUUCACCAACGUUGAGCUACGAGUCAUAGCCAUUGCUCCCGACUUCUCCCAGAACUCUUUGAAGGCCCAAACUCUGGCCCGACAAGGUGGCGAUAUCCUAAUCGAAUGCAAGCCCAGGAUGUCUCCUCGGGGUGUGAUUUCUUGGAGGAAAGGGAAGGAAGCGCUAAGAGAAAGCCACAGAGUCAGUGUGUUGGACAAUGGCAGCCUUCGGAUUUCCAAUGUUACUAAAAUGGAUGCUGGACUCUACACGUGUGUAGCCAGAAACCAGUUUGGAGUGGCGAGUAGUGCUGGCAGCCUCGUGGUGAAAGAGCCGACUGUGAUCACCACUCCAGCUGGACAUCUGGACGUGACCGUGGGUGAGAGCAUUGUGCUUCCCUGCCAGGUGUCUCAUGACCCCACACUGGACCUCAAGUUCACCUGGUUCUUCAAUGAGCAGCUCAUCCACUUUGGAAGCCACGGGGCAUAUUUUGAAAAAGUUGGUGGGCGCUCAGCUGGUGACGUCAUGAUUCGCAACAUUCAACUAAGGCAUGCUGGGAAAUACACGUGUGCCGUUCAGACCAAGGUCGACAGUGUGUCCAUCGCCACUGACGUGGUGGUCAGAGGUCCCCCUGGGCCUCCUGUGGACUGUCAGGUGACUGACAUGACAGAAACCACUGCCUCGCUGUCCUGGGGACGCGGCAUCGAUAACCACAGCCCCAUCGUCAGCUACACCAUCCAGGCCAGAUCACCGUUCUCUCUCGGGUGGCAAGCUGUUACCACUGUUCCUGAGUUGCUCGGGGGGAAGCAGCUGUCAGCCGCUGUCACCGACUUGAGUCCAUGGGUGGAGUACGAGUUCAGAGUCCUGGCAAGCAACAGCAUAGGCACAGGAGAGCCCAGCAAACCGUCGAAAAAGGCCCGCACCAAGGAAACAUUUUCCAAGGUGACUCCAGCCAGAGUGAGCGGUGGCGGCGGUGGGCGUUCAGAGCUGGUCAUCACUUGGGAGCCUGUGACUGAGGAGCUGCAAAGUGGCCCAGGCUUUGGCUACGUGGUGGCUUUCCGCCCACUCGGGGCACAGGGUUGGAUGCAGGCUGCUGUCACAUCUCCAGAUGCUUCCAGAUAUGUCUUCAAGAAUGAGAGCAUCCCUCCUUUCUCCCCUUACCAAGUCAAAGUCAGGGUUUACAACAACAAGGGAGAAGGCCCUUUCAGUCCAGUGACCACCAUCUACUCGGCAGAGGAAGAGCCCAGCAGAGCUCCAGGGAAGCUGAGGGCAAGGAGUGUAUCAGCAUCCGAAGUAGAAGUCACCUGGAAGCCACUGGCCUGGAGUAACAACCGCAGACGCAUCCUGGGCUAUGAGUUGCGGUACUGGGGUGAGAAGGAAAAGCAGGACACAGCUCAUGUGAUCAGGACAGUGGGAAAUAAAACCUCAGUACUCAUUAAGGACCUGGAGGGCAUGAGCACCUAUUACAUGUCCCUGCAGGCCUACAACAGCGCAGGAGUGGGUCCACAAAGCGCCAUAGUUAAUGUCACGACCAAGAAACCACCGCCGAGUCAAGCCCCGGUCAAAAUAAUGUGGAACACCUCCAACUCCAAGGUCAUCCUGAAGUGGGACCAAGUGCACGCUCUGGAGAACGAGUCAGAAGUCACAGGAUAUAAGGUGAUGUACAGCCAGGACAAACACAGUCGUCCCAGCGUGGUGGAAACCAACACCACCUCCUUGGAGCUGUCGCUGCCGGUCAAUGAGGACUACGUCAUCCAGAUUAAACCCUUCAGCGAGGGAGGGGAAGGUAGCAGCAGCCGCCAGAUAACCAUCCCCAAGAUAGCAGGCUCCAUAGCCAUGGGAGCAGCCACGGAGGCCUCCGCGUUGUCCUUGGUUAACCUUGCGGCGCUAAUCCUCACAGCCAUGGCUGUUCUAUGACAAACAUCUGCAGGAACCACGGCCACCGCAGCUGCUUAUUGAGAGGAGAAACAGCAGGUUAAAGACAACCAGAGGCUGACAGCAGCAUUUCCACCUGCUCUCUACCCAGCGCUACCGUGUCCUCUCUGCAGAGCUCUCUUUGUGAGGGAAGAUUGUUUUUUCCUCUACCUUUCUGAAGGUAAAGAAAGGAAGGAACUCGUUCGUUCACAGGUUGCAUUUAUGGAACUGAAAGGAAACCACUGUAACUCCACUGCAGUGUCAUUGAAUAUUUGUUUCUCUGCCGCUUGUCAAAGCGAUUCAUAUUCCCACGUGGUUUUCAGCUUGAACGGACCAUCGUUGUGUGAUGCACAGUAUAGGAUGUGUACUUGUUUUCUUUGUGGGACUGUGCAGGUUUCGUUCAAUCAAUAUAUUAUGUAGCACUGAACUUUUCUUUGAUGAUGAUAUAUUAACUGGGGAUGAAGAAGACCUGAAUUACUUAAAUACUUCAUCCUAAUAUGAGUGAAGUUAUAUUUAAGCUUGACUUAAGUCAGUUCCUCUCUCUCUCUCUCUGGACAAUCUUUGAUGAACUCCCUGAACUGUCUCUGAAGGAAACUAAGUGUUACUAUUUUCUCUAAGAAAGGGGGGGGGAUCCUUGCUGAAAAAAAUUGACAAACCAGAAUUUGGGAUUUUGUCUGGACUUGAUUCAUUCCUUUACUUUAGUUGCCAUGUCACUGACUGGAACCAAAGGUUUUGAGCGGACGGGGUUCAGAUCGUUCCACCUGUUAUUAUCAUUGUGAGGAAAAAAGCAGAGUGCACAUCUCCAUAUGGCUUCAAUCGUUAAGGGUGGCAGAGUUGUGUUGAUUAAUCCAUGUCUUACCUUCCUCGCUCAUCUGUGAUAAGUGCGUAACAAAGGCACACUGAACUGUGUGAACCUCAUUGUUGUAAGUAUGUAUGAAAUCCUCAGGACCCAAAUGAGCCUUAAGUCUUACGUUUAUUAUCCAGGCUGUUAUUAUUUAAGAGACAUAUUUAUUUUUCCUUUUCUGCUCAUCCACACGUUUUUUUUGUUGCUGUUGUUGUUGAUCACAGUGUUUCUGGGGCUCAGAAAAACAACAUGCCUUUCUCCUUUAGUCUUUCGUGACGAGCCCUGUAAGUCACUACACGUGGCAGUGACCGCUGUCUUUUCUAACAUAGCUUACUACAUAGUAGGGAAGGCAUUUUAAGUGUCAGCUGCUGUUUGGCAUGAGAUUGGUCAGUGUACGUACUUACGUUGCUUAGGAUGUCUGAAUGGAUCAACCUGCUUUUAAUAAAUAUGCCAUUUUUCUCA
Messenger RNA from Solea senegalensis (Senegalese sole), 5043 nucleotides. RefSeq names its product contactin 3a, tandem duplicate 1 (gene cntn3a.1). Lineage: Eukaryota; Metazoa; Chordata; Actinopteri; Pleuronectiformes; Soleidae. The record is from RefSeq and is a predicted model, not a curated record. The transcript has 23 exons. Bases 654 to 3740 code for a protein of 1028 amino acids. Gene Ontology annotation, biological process: brain development; cell-cell adhesion. Gene Ontology annotation, molecular function: cell-cell adhesion mediator activity.